AUGCACAUGACUGCAAAUGUCAACUCCAACACCAUCCACUUUAUUGUUGUGGACUGGGACUUGAAGACUUGGAGACCUGUGAACACAUCUUUGCAGGCUCUAAUACUGCAGCAUUGCUUAUAUGGCAUGCCUCACAAUUCCAUUAUGUCAAAUAUCUUGACCUUCAUUUCAAUCAAUGGGACAUGGACAAAUAUCUUGAACUCACCUCAACAUGAUGCACUUGAGAAGCUGGCCAAGUACAAGAAUGCUUUUAAUGCCUCCCACCAAGAUCAAUUCAUCUCAUACAACCAGUUAUCAUUUAUGCCAAAUUCUGGUCUUAGCAUUUCUGAGGCACAGGCUACUAAAUGGGGAAUGCAGCUGCAAGUCCAGAUCAAUGUUGUUGCAGAUCUCAAAAUUUGCCUUGGGGUAUCUGACUGUUGGACACCUGAUUAUGUGGAAUAUGUCAAGGCUCUAGAGUAUAGCCAUUGCCAGCACUUCAUUUGCGCUAUUGAGGAACUCGCUAAUCUAGCAUCAACAGGGUAUAAACUUUGGAAACAAAUUUCUAAAGCCAUUGUGAAGCAUUCUGGUGCAAUCCACUCUGCACUUGACAAUCAUAUCAUAUGCAGUACUUGGAUACACUGGUCACCGCCUCAUUACCAGAGUGGUGAGGAUGCAGACAUUGGGGGGUUAGAUGUUGAAGAUGGCGAGGAGGCAGAUAUUGGAGGGUUAGAUAGUGGAGAUGGUGAGGAGGCUGCACGUUUUGAAGCUUACAUGGAACAAAUGUUAUGGGCCUGGAUUUGGAGAGCACUCAUCCUUCCCAUCUCUUCUCUUUCAAAUGAGGGGAGGAAGUGGCUAAAGGUCAGGGUUAACUGUCUUGAGAAAGUUCUUGACAAUCUUGCAUUUGCAGAUGAUGAUACAAACCUAGUGCUUGCCAAUGCCGUUAGUGACAUCACAACAACUCUUCUGAACAAUGUCCUUCCUCAAGUCUGCAAAGAGUGGUUUAAGCAGUGUUGGAAAAGAGUUGAACUACCAUCUCAUCUAGUGCUGCAUAAUAUCUCAAGUGUCAAAACUAUUGGGCCCAUGAUGACCUCCACCUCAUGUAUACCACCAUCCUCCCAACCAAGUACCAAUGUGACAGGCUUGAUGCCCAUGCCAUCUACUUCCAAGGAUUAUGCGAAGAUUCUCUUUGGAGCAUAUUGCCUUCCACAUGAUAUGAUACAUGAGAUCUGUGCCUGCAUUAACAAAGACACUGGGUUUGAGAGGGAAAAUUGGGAGAGUGUCACAACAUCUCAAAAAGUGGCCCAUCAAGAGAAGUUCAGGCCUGAGCGCUGGACACAACAUCAAUUAUAUCUUGAUGGAAAGUCUCUCUGGUGUAGCCCCAACACAUGGAAUGGAUUCAUUCACCAACAACUGAAUGGUAUCAAUGAAGGUCUUCCAAAAGAGGACCACUGCUUUUAUAUUGCUGUCAGAGGAGGCAUCAAAGACCUUAGUGAACCAAGGUUUUUCUUUUCAGGGAAGGCUGAGAAAUUUGUCUGUGCAGUUCUGGAGUUGGAGCCUCGACACUUGGCAUUGAAACUUAAGGCUUUUGCGAUACCAGGUCUCGAUGAGCUUGAUCUCUCAGAAGAGGUGUUAGUGGCAAGAAUUGCUAGUAACCAAGCUCAUCAAGCUAAGGGAGAGCAUGUCUACAAGCUAAGGAAGAAAUGUGCUGCAAAGAGAGUUGAGAAGAGUACAGAAUAUGUCGAAAGCAGUGGUGACAAGAUUGUUGAGAAGAGCGCAGAGUUGAUUGAGAGCAGUGAUGAAGACUAG
This is a messenger RNA of Suillus fuscotomentosus, 1785 nucleotides long. RefSeq lists its product as uncharacterized. The coding region runs from base 1 to 1785 and encodes 594 amino acids. The record is from RefSeq and is a predicted model, not a curated record. The transcript has 19 exons. Lineage: Eukaryota; Fungi; Basidiomycota; Agaricomycetes; Boletales; Suillaceae.